This is a messenger RNA of Durusdinium trenchii, 360 nucleotides long. Lineage: Eukaryota; Dinophyceae; Suessiales; Symbiodiniaceae. The record is from the annotation of a GenBank genome assembly.
AUGCGGCUUCCAUGGUGUGGCGUGGUGCUGUGGGUGGCAGCGCAGGAGGGGGGCGAAGCUGUGGCGAAGCGCCGGCACCAUGAGGGGAAGAUGGUGUGUCAAUAUUGCCGAGUCAAGGACAAGGCCUUCGGCAGCUUGACAGUGUGGCAGAAGUUCCCCAGCGAGGAGGAGGCCAAGAGCUUUUGCGAUGAGAAUCAGGACUGCAUUGGCUAUCACUUGCAUCCACAUACGAAGAUUCUUGGCGAUGGGUGUUGCCUGGCUCGUGGCCUAGGCAGGCCCUGUAACGGCUGGGUGGGUGCGAAAGUAGCGUGUCAUUGGAUUUCUUACUCAACCACUUACAGUACAGUGGCCUCAGAGUAG